Anopheles funestus (African malaria mosquito) is the source of this 1509-nucleotide messenger RNA. RefSeq lists its product as uncharacterized. Bases 286 to 915 code for a protein of 209 amino acids. NCBI's taxonomy places the organism in Eukaryota, Metazoa, Arthropoda, Insecta, Diptera, Culicidae. The record is from RefSeq and is a predicted model, not a curated record. The transcript is spliced from 4 exons.
UUCGCUACUACGCGCAGAAAUUGAACAGCGCUCGAACGAGGCAGACAUACGCCAAGGAACGCGAAAAGAGAAAACCGUUUGACCGUUUUUGUCGCGCGCGCGCAUCCAUCAGUUGCUUGUGGAGCUGGAAAACGGAUACAAUUGAGAAAGGUUAAAAGUGCAACUGUGCGUGUCCCAGGCAAGGAACUUUACAGCGGUACAAAAAGAACACUUUCCAAACCCUUAUUCCAAAGUUAUUGUGCAGAGUGCAGUGUGUGUAACGUUUCCGUACAGAGAGCCUGAACGAUGGGAUUGCUUCGACGGAAUAGUUUAAACAUUGGCAAAUGGUUUCCGGCCGGUACGCAGCAGACGGCCCCGGUCGCACCGACAACCGGAACCGGUCCAACACGGGGCAGUUUCGGCAGCUCGGUCGCUAUACAGAAGCUGCGCGAAAGCAAAUGGUUCGAUGCCGGCGAGGAGCGCAUCUUUUGCGCCGUGAUCGAGAACGGUUUCAUUGUGGAGGUACGCCGCCAGACGGCACCCGGUGACAGCUGGUUCGGUGUGGUGUCCAUCGAGCAGAAGAAGUCCCCCAAACCAACCGCCGAAAGUGUGAAAAUAUAUUCCGUGCGCAUGAAGGAAAAUGAGAAAAAACCAAUGAAGGUGUAUUGCGUUACAUUGGCUAAUCUGUGGCAGCAAGGACAUCAGCUGCGGAUCAACAAUGUGGCCGAUCGGACAAAGAAAGCACACCCGGAGAAAGACAUUUUAGCGCAGAUAAAGUACGCCUCGAAAUGCCAAAUGUCGUUCCACAACAGUCAACAUUUUGCCGAAUUUUGUCGAUACGGUGACCGACCACAGGACAGCCGGAAGCGACAAGUAAGUGCGUUACUGAAACGGUUCGAGGACGCAUUGCAAGGAGCGCACAACAGCUACUUCUGAGCUAUACGACUCUGCGCCCGCCCGGGGGAGCUCGCGAAAGAUUUCGGACUGCGCCAAAUGGGGUGGUAUCAAUAUGGGGGCAACGCUUAUUUUCAUGGAAAUGCAGAAGAAGCAAAAGUCACUAUCGCACUAAGGAGUGAGUGCACUCUCGGAGUUGUCCUUGUGUAUCGACUUAUCGGUAUCCCAACAAACCAACAUUUUGCUCGUGGAGCACUAGAACUGGUCUUUAGUGGUUAAGCAUUUCAGCGGCAGUAGACCGUAUGGAACAUUAAUUGUGAUUUCUGUCACUUGCUACGUUUAUAGGAACAGUUUAUCGACGUGUUUUGUUUUGAUCUUUGCGGUACGGAAUGUGGUAUUACGCAUCUUACACUUAGUGAGUAGCUUAUAUUCGAUAGGUUUAGACGUAAGAGAAGCAGCACUGAAACUGAUCACCAUGUUGAUUGUAAAAGGGUAUUGUUGUUUCGUUGAAUCGUUUUUGUAUCAUUACCAAAGCCCAACAGUAGUAGGUACAUAAGCUGAACAAUUUAUACUUACGUAAAGAAAUGUAUGUACAUGAAACUAUAUAAUAAAAUCUACAAAUUUAUUGCGAUUAAA